Messenger RNA from Leptidea sinapis, 1574 nucleotides. Its product is annotated as UDP-glucosyltransferase 2-like. Gene Ontology annotation, molecular function: UDP-glycosyltransferase activity. The record is from RefSeq and is a predicted model, not a curated record. The transcript is spliced from 4 exons. Bases 9 to 1574 code for a protein of 521 amino acids. NCBI's taxonomy places the organism in Eukaryota, Metazoa, Arthropoda, Insecta, Lepidoptera, Pieridae.
UUUACGCAAUGAACGCCGUGAAAACGAUUUUUGUGGUUUUAGUAGUAUAUGUGUUUGAAUAUACGGAAACAGCAAGAAUUCUGGGUGUAUUUCCAACCCCUUCAAUUAGCCAUCAAAUUGUUUUUCGACCUUUAAUGCAUGAAUUGGCAAAAAGGGGACAUAAUGUUGUUGUUAUCACUCCCGAUCCAGCCUUUCCUCGUGGUCAAGCACCAGAAAAUUUAACUGAGAUAGAUGUCCAUGAUGUAUCUUAUGCAAAUGUAGAGAAUCUCGUUUCUUCAUAUAGAGGAAGAAAAGAAUAUUUUUAUCUGCAAUUUAAGACAUUUCUGGAAGAAAUUUCAAAAAUUAUGGAAGUACAACUUCAAGUACCCGCUGUUGCAAAGAUUUUGAGACAGGAGAAAAACAAAUUUGAUUUAAUAUUUAUUGAAGCAUGUUCAAGAACCGCGCCAGGAUUUAGUCACGCUUUAAGUGCACCAAUGAUUCAAAUAAGUUCAUUAGGGGUGUCACCAGCUCAUUAUUUUUUAGUUGGUGCUCCAAUACAACCAUUUCUCUAUCCCACUGUAAUACAACAGCGUGUUCACAACUUAACUUUAUCUGAAAAAAUUUAUGCAGUAUUUUUGUUAGUCAGAAUGACUUUUCUUAUUUUCCUGACUGAAAAAAAAGAUCAUGAUUUAGCAAAAAAGUACUUCGGAGAAGAUUUGCCUGGUUUUGAAGAUCUGUUGUUAAAUAACAAUCAAAUGUUAUUUAUUAAUGAACACCCUCUUUGGGCCGGUAAUAGGCCAGUUUCAUCUAACGUUUUAUACAUUGGAGGUUUACAUCAGACAGUCGAUAAACCUUUACCAGAGGACCUGCGAGCAUAUCUAGAUGCUGCAAAAAAUGGUGUUAUUUACAUAAGUUUUGGUACUAAUGUAAUGCCAUCAAUGCUCGAUCCCAAGAAAAUAGAAAUUAUGGUGAAUGUAUUAUCACAAACAUCAUUCGACGUUCUUUGGAAAUGGGAUGGCGACUUACCAGGACAAUCAGAAAACAUCAGGACAUCAAAAUGGCUGCCGCAAUCGGAUCUAUUAAAGCAUCCAAACAUAAAACUUUUUAUCACUCAAGGAGGCUUACAAUCAACUGAUGAAGCUAUUAACGCUGCUGUUCCUCUUCUUGGAAUUCCAUUGAUUGCUGAUCAAUGGUAUAAUGUUGAGAAAUACGUUUAUCAUAAAAUUGGAGAAUACAUUGAUUUCGAGAGCAUGGAUGAAGAUAUUCUUAGAAAUACGAUUGAAGCUAUAACUACCAAUCAAAAAUAUAAGGAUAACAUAUUAAAUCUCAGGGCUGUAAUGCGUCAAUAUCCUAAGAAGCCUUUGGAACUAGCUGUGUGGUGGACAGAACACAUUAUCAAAUAUGGAGGUGACCACUUAAGACCUCCAAGUGCUGGGAAGUGGUUUCUGGAGUACUACGAGAUAGAAUUAGUUUUAAGCGUUUUGUCCCUUUUGAUUAUUCUAAUAUUUGUUUUAUGUUCAAUAAUAUUCCUACUAUUCUUUUAUAUUAAGAGAUAUGUUAAAGUGAAAUUACAGAAUAAAAAUAAAGAAGAGUGA